This is a messenger RNA of Pseudopipra pipra, 6499 nucleotides long. It is a transcript of the gene TBX3, whose product is annotated as T-box transcription factor 3. Bases 2478 to 4673 code for a protein of 731 amino acids. Gene Ontology annotation, cellular component: nucleus. The record is from RefSeq and is a predicted model, not a curated record. Gene Ontology annotation, biological process: regulation of transcription by RNA polymerase II; cell fate specification; positive regulation of DNA-templated transcription. The transcript has 20 exons. Gene Ontology annotation, molecular function: DNA-binding transcription factor activity, RNA polymerase II-specific; RNA polymerase II cis-regulatory region sequence-specific DNA binding. NCBI's taxonomy places the organism in Eukaryota, Metazoa, Chordata, Aves, Passeriformes, Pipridae.
CCCAGGCAGGCGCAGGUGACACAGGGAUGCGUCCAGCUGGGUUUGGGAUGUCUCCGCAGAGGGAGGAUCCACGCCUUCCCUGCAUGGCCUGUUCCAGGGCUCUGCUGCCCUCAAAGAAGUUCUUCCUCAUGUCGAGGUCUUCUCCAAACAACAGGGGUGUGGAGCUGUGCAGGGUCCUGCCUGGAGCUGCUCAGCAUCCCGGGAGCCGCUGCUGCCUCCGAGCUCCUCCCCGAGCAGAGUUGUGGUUUUAAGAAGAUGGAGGUGGCUCAUCCUGCGUUACAGGACAGGACAGGGGAUUCCAAACCAAAACACUGCCCAGUUCUGACCAGCGCCUCUGUGCUGCUCUGGAAGAGGAUGGGUGUGGGGAGAGUGAAACGAGAGAGGAAGCGGAUGUAUCACACCGAGCCAGGGAGGUGAAGACAGCUCCUUCAGCCACGAGGAUAUUCUCCCACCUUGGUGCAAGACAGCAAAGUCCAGACAGGAUCUGAGCCUGGGCCAGCAGGAAUCUUUCACUGGCUGCUGCCUUUGUGCUUUGGAGCCCUGCAGAAGGUGAACGUGUGUCUGCAUCACGUGAGGGCUGGAGUGAUGGGCUGAUGCCUAAGAAGCUGAGCUACGUUUCAGAAAGGAGGGCCUGCUGGUGAGAAGAUGACUUUAUCCAGGAACUCUCCACUGCUGAAGGAGCUGAAGGCUAAAGACUCUCAUCUGUCCCCAAAAAGCAGGAAGCACAGCCAUGGGUGAGAAAUGACCCAGCUAUCUGGAGCAGAAAUGGAAGCGCCUCAGGAAACAUCUGUAGAGGCCUCCAGGACUGUAGGCAGCAAGGGGAGGUUCUGGAGGAGGCUCCAAAGUCCUGCACACAGCAGACAACCCUCAAAGUAUGGAAAAAAAGCCACCUUCUUGUGCCAAACCAAGCUGGGCUGAAUGGCCCCAUCCACGCUCCCUGGAACAGCCCUGGUCCAAUCCUGAUUCCUCAGAGGGGUUGGCAUUGGCAGCUGGAUUAUCGUGGUGCCUUGAGAAAGAACUCCUGCACAGCAUUUUUCAUGUAGGCAGAAGCUGUUAGUGCUGAAAACCUUCCCAAAAAAGGAUUCCCCUGAGCUGCACACCGUGACUGCUGCCUUGACGUUCUGCCGAGCUGACAUCCCAACCGGUGUGACACUGAUGCCUUUGGGCAGAAAUCAGAGCCGGUUUGCUGCAUGGCUCUGUGCAGCCACGGUGCCUGUAGCGCCUCGGAGAGCCCCCAGUGCCCUGCUGGGGAAAUGGAGCGAGCACGUGGGCCCCAGAUGAACCCGGAGCGGAGCGCGGGCGUUAUCCGCAGCCGUCCCGCUGCCCGUUCCCGGUUUUAAGUGUCCACAUUGACAUGGGUUUAUCUCUCAUUUUUUUUCCCCCUCUCCCUUUUCUCUCCCUUUUUGCCUUGCCUGCGAGAGGGUUGGUUUCCUGUUUCUCCCCCCGGCUGCAGAGUCCUUGGGGACCUGGGUUUCCGUGAGCUGGAAAAGGAGCGCGCAAGCGUCUGAUCAGCCCUUAUUAGUGUUGAGAAAGACCUAAUGGUUCCUGGCUUCUGGGACCAUUACCUGUCAUUUACUUUUAUUAAGUCGGUGAUGAGAAAGUUUAAAAUUAAAGGCUUUGUAAAUUGGAUUCCAGUUCUAAAGGGAGGCACCGACCAGGAAUUCAGUGCCAGAGCCUGCAGAUGGGCUGCUGGGAACAACACCGGGCUGGGGCGUUUGUGUUCAGCUGCUUUGGCAAAGGUCCUGUGCCAGGGCAUGGAGGGGAGGUGGUUUGGGCAAAGCCCUGGGGUAUCUAUCAGCUAUAUGAACCAUGUAAUCCUUCCUUUGCCAGGCUACUCGUGUCCAGACCUCCAGCUCCGGGUCAGGAGGAAGGGUGGUCUUCUGGUCGAGCCAUUACCCAGCCUGUGACUUCUGUUCCAGCUGAAAUGAUCCCAGGCAUAGCAGCUCCUGGACUUCAGCUAAUUGCACCAUUGCCUUGAAGGAGGAGUGAUGCCUCUCCCAGGUUUCCCUGGGAGGAGCUGAUCUGUGAGCUGUUCCGUGGUCACUGACAUCAUUCCCGCGUUCCCAGCCCUGCCACCCGACCGCAAGGCUCUCACAAGGGUGUGCAGUGGCCCAUCCUUCCUUCUGUCAGUUCUUCCCAGAUUCCAAAAGCACAGAGAAGGGGAUAAACUCCAGCAAUGUGUUUUCUAAAUAGACUAUGAAAAAAAAAAAAAAAGAAUUAAAGACAAGUGUGAAGCCUCCUCCAGCUCCUCCUGUCGCUUGGGCAAUGCUGGUGCCACGUGUCAGGACAAACAGAGGAGACAUCUGGAACGGGUUCAUGAAAGUUCCUCAGUCUGGUUCAGCUCCUGGUCACACGGAGUUUUCCUGGCACAAACGAGUGGAAAGAGCACUUUGGCAUGGAGGGGAAAUGAGCAGCAGAGGGUGAAAGAAACCACUCCGGGACUACUCCAGCAGUAGGAAGACCGAGGAGUGGAGUGGAUGAAUUUACCGAUGAGAGAUCCAGUAAUCCCUGGGACAAGCAUGGCUUAUCAUCCUUUUUUACCGCACCGGGCACCGGACUUUGCCAUGAGCGCUGUGCUGGGACAUCAGCCUCCCUUCUUCCCGGCUCUGGCUUUGCCUCCCAAUGGGGCAGCCGCCCUUUCCCUUCCCGGGGCUCUGGCUAAACCCAUCAUGGAUCAGUUAGUGGGGGCUGCAGAGACUGGUAUCCCCUUUUCUUCCCUGGGUCACCAGGCAGCAGCCCAUCUGAGGCCUUUAAAAACUCUGGAGCCAGAAGAAGAGGUGGAAGACGAUCCGAAAGUGCAUCUGGAAGCUAAAGAGCUUUGGGAGCAGUUCCAUAAAAGAGGCACGGAGAUGGUGAUUACCAAAUCGGGAAGGAGAAUGUUUCCUCCAUUUAAAGUGAGAUGCACUGGACUGGAUAAAAAGGCCAAGUACAUUUUAUUGAUGGAUAUUGUGGCGGCUGAUGAUUGUAGGUACAAAUUCCAUAAUUCCCGGUGGAUGGUAGCCGGCAAAGCUGACCCUGAAAUGCCAAAGAGAAUGUACAUCCACCCGGACAGCCCGGCCACCGGCGAACAAUGGAUGUCCAAAGUCGUCACCUUUCACAAGCUGAAGCUCACUAACAACAUCUCUGACAAGCACGGAUUUACCAUUUUAAACUCCAUGCACAAGUACCAGCCCCGGUUCCACAUCGUCCGAGCCAACGAUAUCCUCAAGCUUCCCUACAGCACGUUCAGGACCUACGUUUUCCCGGAGACUGAAUUCAUCGCAGUGACCGCAUACCAGAAUGAUAAGAUCACCCAAUUAAAAAUUGACAACAACCCCUUUGCCAAAGGUUUUCGGGACACCGGGAAUGGAAGGAGGGAAAAAAGGAAGCAGCUGACCCUGCAGUCCAUGCGGGUGUACGACGAGAGGCAGAAGAAGGAGAACCCCACCUCGGACGAGUCGUCCAACGAGCAGACGGCCUUCAAGUGCUUUGCCCAGUCCUCCUGUCCUGCCGUGCCUGCCGUUGGCACCUCCAGCCUCAAAGAUCUCUGCCCCAGCGAGGGAGACAGCGAUGCAGACAGCAAAGACGAUCCCUUGCUAGAAGGCAACGAGUCGGGCAAAAUCAGCACGACCACCGCCGGCACCCCAGCGCCGGCCAGCUCCGCUGCCACCGCGGGGGACGACCCCCGGGAGAAGGGGGGCAGCCCCUCCAAAAGCCACUUCUUCCCCGGGGACUCGGCGGGGAGUAGGAGCCGGGAGAGGACUGAGAAAGCCCCUCCGGACUCCAGGCACAGCCCGGCUGCGAUCUCUUCCAGCACCCGGGGGGGAAGCCUGAGCGGCGAGGAACUGAAAAGCCCCCUCAGGGAUGGCCCCAAAGUAGAUGAGAACAGGCUGCUGGGGAAAGAGCCCUUCGCCCCCCUGACGGUCCAGACCGACAGCACGGCCCACCUGAGCCAGGGACACUUGCAGAACCUCGGCUUCCCCCCUGCCCUGGCCGGCCAGCAGUUCUUCAACCCGCUGGGGAACGGGCACCCGCUGCUGCUGCACCCCGGGCAGUUCGCCAUGGGGGGGGCUUUCUCCGGCAUGGCCGCGGGGAUGGGGCCCCUCCUCGCCACCGUCUCCGGGGCAUCCGCCGGGGUCUCGGGACUGGACAACACGGUCAUGGCCACGGCGGCGGCCCAGGGACUCUCGGGAGCAUCGGCGGCUGCUUUGCCUUUCCAUCUGCAGCAGCACGUCCUGGCUUCGCAGGGCCUGGCCAUGUCUCCCUUCGGAAGCCUCUUCCCCUACCCCUACACCUACAUGGCGGCGGCGGCCGCCGCCUCCAGCGCCGCCUCCAGCUCGGUGCACCGGCACCCCUUCCUGAGCGCCGUGCGGCCGCGGCUCCGCUACAGCCCCUACCCGCUGCCCGUGCCCCUCUCCGACGGCAGCAGCCUCCUCACCACCGCCCUGCCCGGCCUGGCCGCCGGCUCCGGCGAGGGCAAGGCGGGGGGGCUGAGCGCCAGCCCCGGCUCCGUGCCCCUGGACUCCGCCUCGGACCUCACCAGCCGCUCCUCCACCCUCUCCUCCGGCUCCGUCUCCCUCUCCCCCAAACUGGGCGCAGACAAGGAGGCGGCCACCAGCGAACUGCAAAACAUCCAGCGCCUCGUCAGUGGGCUCGACCCCAAGCAGGACAGAUCCCGCAGCGGCUCCCCGUAACCCCCCGCGCCUCCGGGAGCUCAUUUCAAAUCAGUCUCGCAGUGCACUUUGUUUGAAAGAAACCACAUCCUCCACCCCGCGAGUGUUUUUUUUUUUACCCUCUCCUUAUUUUUUUCUCUCUUUUUUUUUUUUUGUUUUGUUUUUUUGUUUUUCCGAUAUAAAAUCCCGCGGUUUAUCAACAAAAAGGUAUCUGGUGGAGCAAACGGGAAGAGGGGUCGGGGAUGGGGGAGCAGAGCCGAGCUGGGAGUGCUGGGUCGGAGCAGCCUGGCCGGGCCGAGGCACCGGUGGGGUUUUGUGGCACCCUCCUUUUUUUUUUUUUUUUUUUUUAAACAGUGUAAAAAGAAACACCAAAACACCCAGGAGAAAAAAAAAAAAAAGGAAAGAAAAAAAACCUAAAAGAAAAAAAAAUUUAAAAAAAAAUCAAACAGACUUACGAAUAAAAAUUAAGUAAGAGAAGUGAUUUUUUUUCUUUCCGAAAGAGAAGUGUGUAAGUAACUCGCAUAUUGGUUCUUCAACAGUUGUUUCUUGGGCGGGUUGUUAACGACAACCCCCUUAGUCGAUAUUAAGGGAAGCUGUGUGUUUAAAAUAUUAUUGUGAUGUCUGAGAGCCAGUCGGUGGCUUUUUAUUUUUUUUUUUUUUGCAUGUUCCAUAGUAGUCUGCCUUUUUUUUUUUUUUUGGGGGGGGGAGUAUUUUUUUAUUCCGGUGGGGUUUUGUUGUUUAUUUUCAAUGCUCGUUUCAAAUCCCAGGGAAAAAAAUUAUUAAUGAUAAAAACAAAAAUAAGACUUUCGUCCCUCUACCUUAAACAUCCUCCCUGUAGCAGCAAAAAUAAGAAGUGUAGUUGGAAAGAAAAAAAAAAAAGUGAUUUUAUUUUAUCUAAAAACCUCUGUAGCUUGACUGUAGGUUUAUCACAGCUUUCCCUCUUUAAUUGUAUAUGCAAUAACAAGGUUUAAACAUACUGAGAAGAAGAAAAGAGCGGACACUAUUAUUAAAACAAAGUAUUUAUGUAAUUAUUUGAUAACUCCUGUAAAUACGUGGAAUAUGAAUACUCGAAAUUAAACUUUAAUUUAUUGACAUUGUACAUAUCUCUGUAAAUAUGACUGCAGCCGUCUUCUUUUUUUUUUUUCCCUUCUGUUUUCAUUUUUAGUCGUUUUCAUUUCAAGUUUGUAAUUCCUUUAAACAUACACCCCCGACCCAGAGGAGAAAUUCCCCCAUUUCUGAGGGCUCACUUUUUUAAAGCGGAGCUCAGCCCAGAAAAACCUGACCUCGUCCUUUUCUAAAGGAGCCGAAUGCAAAAAAAAAAAAAAAAAGCAAAGCGGAAAGAAACGAAAUUAAUCAAAGACCUUAAAAGAAUCAAAAGAGAGAAAAAGAAAAAGCAACGUGCCAUAGUGGCUUUUAAUCCUCAGUUUCUUCGGUGUUCAAAGCACUACUUGCCGUAUAAAAUGUCAACAGCAAAAUAAUAAUAUACAUUAAAACACGACAACAGGCUUCUCCAGUGGCUUGAGAGAAAAAAAAAAAAAAGGUGAAGAUUCUAGGAUUUUCUUUACUUUGUUAUUAUUUUUCCCUCUUUCCUCGGUAUGUCAAAACAACCCCGCGAUGGAGUUUUACUACUGUGCUUAUUGUUGUCUUUGUUUGAGUGAGUGCAUAUUUUCUUGGGUUGAAAGUCAGGUGCUCGGAGCUGGUUCAAAGGAAAAAAAAAAAAAAUGAAGGUAUAUUUUGUGUUAUAUAAAUGUUGAGAAGUUCUUGCUAUUUUUUUUUUCUGUAAUUUUUUUUUUCCUUCCCCCUUUUAAAAAGUCACUGAAGUUUCAAUAAAUUUUUAUUGAAAUGUC